AAUGAUUAUCGAUCUUAUAACAAGGUCGUCAAAAUUAAAACCAGAAAACAGAAAAAAUAAAAAACAACUACAAAAUUAGAAAUACGUCUUUAUAACCAAGUUAAGUUUAGUAUUAAAAAAAAAGAUUUAACAUCAAGCAUGAAUAUAACAACCUGUUCGUUGUCUGAAAAUAUGAAAUUUCAGCAUUUGCUUUACGUUUUUUUUAUGAUCAUUGUGCUUCUAUCAAGUGCAAUUGGAAAUAUAUUGGUUACAGUUUCUAUAUUUAUGUCACGUUGUUUUCGCGAACGAGUAGGAACUAUAUUUAUAAUAAGUUUAGCUUGCUCAGAUUUUGCAAAUGCUGCUUUCCUAAUUCCUUUUAAAAUAUCAACAAAUCUACGCAAUGACCAGUUUUGCCAUUCAAUUUCGAAGUGUUUUCUAUACAUCAUUGUUGACUCCACUUGCAAUAUUGCAAGCAUUUUUGGCCUUCUUUUCAUUACCAUUGACAGAUACAUAGCCAUAAGAUUUCCAUUUCAUUACACUGAGAUACUUACUAGAAAACGAGCAAAGAUAGUAACUUUGUUAAUCUGGAUUGUAUCUGCAGUGAUCGGUAUUUCUGGAAUAUUUCAAUGGCAACAAAACAGUUUCCUGCCGUCAUUAAGUAUUAAAGUAACACCAUCUGAAAAGGGAUGCAGGAAUGAAAAUAGAUAUUUUUACGUCUUUGUUUAUUUUGCUCUUUAUUUACCAUCUUUGGGCGCAAUGACAAUUCUGUACUUAGUUAUUAUGCGAAUUGCAGUAAUGCAUGCCAAAGCUAUAGCUUUACAAAAACAAAAAUGGGUUCCACGUGUCCAGCAAGAAAACUUAACUAAAAAACGUGGUCGAAUUUUUGAAAUGAAAACAACAAAAACGGUUGCUAUGGUUUAUCUGGCUUUUAUUAUUUGCUGGGGUCCUUCCUGUGUAAUAAAUAUUAUAAUAUUUUUUGAUCAAAAUGUUUUUCCAAAGUUAAAGAAAACACAUAAUGGCUUGUUUAAGUUUAUAUUUUAUUCGUUUAUUGAAAUUUUGCCAGUUCUUACAACAACUCUAAAUCCUUUCAUAUAUAGCUUUUCAAACAAGCAUUUUCGAUCAGCAUUUAAGAAAACGCUGAAAAAACUUUACGAAAAAAUAUCAAAAGUAAAAAGAAAAAAAAGUGUCACAAGUCUAACAAGUAUUAUAACUUUGUUAAACAUAACUAAUCAAUCAAGAAAAAAUUACAUCGUCAAGAAAACAUCUCUCUCGAUUGAGUCAUUAACAGCUAUCGAAGUUUGACUAAUUUGAUGACGUAUUCGAUGAAUAAGAAAAGAUAAGUUUGAUGAAUGGUUUGGUUUGAAUUUGUUUGGAAAUAACUUCAUCGGCUUUUUUUUUUACUUUAUGAUUUUUUUUAAAGUCAAGCGACAAUUUUUAUUAGUGCAUUAACUUUGUUAUUGCUUUUACUGCAAUCAAAGAUGAUUGAUACCCAGAUUGUUGCCACUCGUGUAAUGCAAUAAUAUCUACAGUGGAUAUAAACUGCUACUCAGAUGUUUUCUAUCGAAAAACUAUGCAAUAGUUAUUUAUUUUAUAUUUAGUUGUUAUU
Messenger RNA from Hydra vulgaris (swiftwater hydra), 1585 nucleotides. Its product is annotated as alpha-2B adrenergic receptor. Gene Ontology annotation, cellular component: plasma membrane; dendrite. Lineage: Eukaryota; Metazoa; Cnidaria; Hydrozoa; Anthoathecata; Hydridae. Gene Ontology annotation, molecular function: G protein-coupled serotonin receptor activity; neurotransmitter receptor activity. The record is from RefSeq and is a predicted model, not a curated record. Gene Ontology annotation, biological process: G protein-coupled receptor signaling pathway, coupled to cyclic nucleotide second messenger; chemical synaptic transmission.